This is a messenger RNA of Setaria italica (foxtail millet), 1060 nucleotides long. RefSeq names its product aquaporin PIP2-1. The transcript is spliced from 4 exons. Lineage: Eukaryota; Viridiplantae; Streptophyta; Magnoliopsida; Poales; Poaceae. The record is from RefSeq and is a predicted model, not a curated record. Gene Ontology annotation, molecular function: water channel activity. Gene Ontology annotation, cellular component: plasma membrane. Gene Ontology annotation, biological process: transmembrane transport. The coding region runs from base 1 to 885 and encodes 294 amino acids.
AUGGCUGUUGGCCAUGAGAUCGUACAGCAGCAGCGGCAGCGGGAUCCAGAGCACGGUGGCGGCGGCGAGUCCAGCGGCAAGGACUACACCGACCCGCCGCCGCAGCCGGUGUUGACAGCUUCGGAGCUGCGGAGGUGGUCGCUGUACCGCGCGGCGAUCGCCGAGUUCGUGGCCACGCUGCUGUUCCUCUACUUGACGGUGGCCACGGUCAUCGGGUACAAGCGCCAGGCGGAGUCGGACGCGUCCGGCUGCGGCGGCGUCGGCGUCCUCGGCAUCGCGUGGGCCUUCGGCGGCAUGAUCUUCCUCCUCGUCUACUGCGCCGCCGGGAUCUCCGGCGGGCACAUCAACCCGGCGGUGACGUUGGCGCUGCUCCAGGCGCGGAAGGUGUCGGUGCCCCGCGCCGCGCUCUACGUCGCCGCGCAGUGCCUCGGCGCCGUCUGCGGCGCGGGCCUCGUCAGGGCGAUCCACUCGCCGGACGCCUUCGUGCGGCUCGGCGGCGGCGCGAACGCCGUGGGCGACGGGUACGGCAGGGGCACGGGGCUCGCCGCCGAGGUCGUGGGCACGUUCGUGCUUGUGUACACCGUCUUUUCGGCUACCGAUGCCAAGCGCAACGCGCGCGACAGCCAUAUCCCGGUCCUGGCUCCCCUGCCGAUCGGUUUCGCGGUGUUCGUGGUGCACCUGGCCACAAUCCCCAUCACGGGCACGGGCAUCAACCCGGCAAGGAGUUUCGGCGCUGCCGUCGUCUACAACCAGGCCAGGGCAUGGCAGGAUCAGUGGAUCUUUUGGGUAGGGCCUCUCACCGGUGCGGCCAUGGCCACGCUCUACCACGAGCACGUCCUGCGGGCGAGUGCUAUCAAGGCACUGGGCUCUUUCAAGGCUGGAUAGGCGGUGAGUUCUUGGAUCUUGCGUCGAUCAGUCGUGCCUGGAGUGAAGAGCAUACAUUCGGAGACAGUACGCUCGGAUAAAGCAUCAUGAUCACCUCCUUAAAAGUUGCACAAGGCAGUCUUUCGAUUCUCUCCCCCCGGUCCCCCCUUGGAUCAUGUUCUAUAUGUACCAUUAC